CUCGCGGUGUUUGGAGAGUGACGGCGGUUGGAAAUGGAGUCGGAGGGGGCGGGGUGCAGCAGAGGGAGCAGAGAUGUUUGGUGGCUUUUUUUUAAUAUAAAAUUAUUUAUUUAAAUAAAAAUGGCCGCCGUGGAGAGCGGACAGGAGAGACUGGAGGAGGGGGAUGAAGGUGAGGAGCGACCUGUUGAACCCCAGCUCUCCACCAGAGACCGCUCUCACACUAAGACCAAGAAGACUCGCAAAGAGCGUCGCCAUGCCGACCGGGGGGCUGAAACAACAUCAGCCACGCCCUCGACAGCUGGGCUGCAGCCACGGACGGGGGCGGAGCCACAGAGCCAGUUUUCAGCGUUAAUGUGCCGUAACACCGGUCAUUGCCAUUACGUGUCCCGCUUCCUGCAGGGGGUGGAUCCAGGAGCAGGCCCCUCAGACCCGGCCUCAGCAGCGGGGUCAGAAUCUGCGGCUGGCAGUGAGUCUGCAGGUUCUCCCAGGCAGCGGCGCUCGAUCAUCCGGGACCGCGGACCUCUGUGGGACGACCCAACGCUGCCCGAAGGCUGGACUCGCAAACUCAAACAGAGGAAGUCGGGACGCUCGGCUGGGAAAUUUGACGUCUACCUGAUCAAUUCGGAAGGAAAAGCCUUUCGCUCCAAGGUGGAACUUAUCGCCUUUUUCCAGAAGGUUGGUGACACGACGACUGAUCCAAAUGAUUUUGAUUUUACUGUCACUGGGCGUGGAAGCCCCUCCCGCCGCGAGAAACGUCCCCCCAUAAAAACAAAGGUGGUGAAACCGCCGGGGCGAGGCCGUGGGCGGCCCAAAGGUAGCGGGAAGAUGCGACAAGCUACAGAGGGCGUGGCCAUGAAGCGUGUGGUUGAAAAAACUCCGGGCAAACUGCUGGUCAAGAUGCCCUUCAGCAAGGCAGAGUCGUCCACUGGCACCACCUCUAUUGCCUCAAAGGUGGCGUCUCCUUCCCUGGUGCCUAAGUCUCGUCCCGGGAGAAAGAGAAAAUUGGAACAGGAACCGCAGCCCCCACCACAGAGCGCCCCAAAGAAACGGGGCAGGAAACCUGCCUCAGCUUCAGCAGCAUCGACAGCUGCCGCAGCAUCCACUUCACCCGCAUCGACCUCCACUAGCCCCACAGCUGGGAGCUACGCUGCAGCAGCCAUCGUGGCUGCUGAGGCCAAACGCAGAGCAGCCAAGGAGUCUUCCACCAAACCUGCUGUCCAGGAAACGGCUCUGCCAAUCAAAAAACGUAAAACAAGAGAAACAUUGGAGGAGAGGGAGAGUGUUCAAACUCCAGCGGCUACGACAACAGACACUGAAAAGAGGGACACCGUAGAGGGGGUGGGUGGGACCAGAGAGGGAACUCAAACCUCAGAAUCUCAGCCCACUUCCUCUGAGCAGAGCCAGAGUCAAAGCCAGAGCCAGCCCACUGCUUCAGGUGAAAGCCAGUCACACAGACACAAGGCCCAUAAAGGGAGAAAGCACCGGGAGAAAACAGCAGCAGAAGGAGGAAGCCAGGAGGGGGAGGUGGGUGAAGAUGUAGGUGAUAAAGGAGGAGAGGUAGGAGGAGGAAGGAGUAGCAUUAGUAGCAGCAGUAGCACUAGCAUUAGCCCAUCUAAAAGCCACAAAAGGAAGGACCGAUCUCCUCACAAACACCACCACCAUCACCCCCACCACCACCAUCAUCAUCGCCACCAACAGUCAUCUUCCUCCACAGUGGAUCAGCCCCCUCCUCCCCCUUCUUCUUCAGCCCCUGGACCCCCAGCACCCUCCAGCCAGUCCAGGCCUGAAACUGAGUCCCAGGCUUUGCCGCCAUUCACCACCCAACAGUCACAGCACAUCCAGCAAGCCCCUUCCAGACCACAGUCCAAAGCUGUGCUUCAGUCUUUGCCUGAACCUCGACAUCCUUCCCCUCAACCACAGCACCAAAUCAAACCCCAUACCCAACAAACCCCCCAGCCCCAAAUCCAGCCUUCAUACCCUGCACCCCUUCAUACCCAGGCACCAUCACAAAAGGCCCAGUCACACCCUGUCAGUUCCUCAGCCCAGCACCCAACCCAGCUUCAGGGUCAGCAUGCCCCACCUCACUCUCACCCUUCCCAGUCCACAUCGACUCUCCAUGUUCAUCCACCACACACAAGGCAUCAACAUCCACAGAGCCAACCCCCCAGAGCUCCCCAACCUGAAACCCUGCCCAGGAACCCGUCUCAACCCCAGAGCCAAAUCAGACAACAGUCUCAAGUUCAGCCCCAACACGCACUGCAGUCUCAACUCCAACCCCAGUCCAGUACCUCAGUUCAACCUCAGACUCAAUCCCAGUCCAGAACCCCUGCCCAAACUCAACCUCAGUCCAGGACCCCCACCUACACACAACAUUCACCCCAGUCCAGGACCCCCACCCAAACUCAAUCUCCAUCCCAGUCCAGGAACCCCACCCAAACUCAAUCUCCAUCCCAGUCCAGAACCCCUACCCAAACUCAGUCGUCAUCCCAAUCCAGAACCCCUACCCAAACUCAACCUCCAUCCCAGUCUAGAACCCCCACCCAUAUUCAGUCUCUAUCACAAUCUAGAACCCUAGCCCAAACCCAACCUCCAUCCCAGUCCAGAACCCCUACCCCAACACAAUCUCCAUCUCAGUUCAGAACCAUGGCCCACACUCAACCUCAAUCCCAGUCCAGAACUUCACUACAACUUCAGGCUCAAUCCCAGUCCAGAAACCUGGGUCAAACUCAACCCCAGUCGAGAAUCCCUGCCCACACUCAACCCCAGUGCAGGACCCCAGCCCAAAUUCCACCUCAGUCCAGAACCCCAGCUCAAACUCAACCCCAGUCAAGGACUUCCACUCAAACUCAACCUCAACUCCAAUCCAGAACCCCUACCCAUACUCAACUUCAACCCCAGUCCAGAACCCCCACCCAAGCUCAACCUCAACCCCAGUCCAGAACUCCCAACCAAGCUCAACCUCAACCCCAGUCCAGAACUCCCACCCACACUCAACCUCAAUCUCAGUACAGACAUCAAGUUCAGUCUCAACUACAGACAAGGUACCUUUCACAUGACCAACUCCAAAGUCAGUACAGACCACAACCCAGACAGUCAAGGCCAAACCAACCCCUGUCGCAGUCCCAAGCACAACCUCACUUUCAGCAGAUUCAACCCCAGCCCCACCCUCAGCCCAGUAGACCUCACAUGCAGCACCUCGCAUCCCACCGGCCUCCUUCCAGCCAAACUAGGACCAACCCGAUCUCUGUUCAACAGAACCAGGGUGAACAACCUCAAGACUUGAGCACUGCACGGCCAGGUCGAGGUCUGCCGCCAAUUCGAGAAGUCAGCGUGGAAGACGCCCGGGUGGAGGGAAGAGGUGAUGUGGACAUGGCACCAGACAACGGAGAGUCAAACAGCACCUCCAGACCUCCCAACUCUGGACCCUCUGGACCUCCCACAGUGGUGGGGGCCGGGGUCAGUGUUGUCCCAGGGUCAGAUGGUCGGGCCAGGCUUCGGGCGGAGCCAGAGGCUGCAGGCGAGGGCAGGGAGCUCAGAGAUAUCGUCCCACAGUCCGCAGUCCCGCGCCCUAGCCGAGAGGAGACCGUGGAGUCGCGGACUGCUGUCAGUGAGAGAGUCAGCUGAUUGGUCGGACCAUGAACUGGCUGACCGAUACGUAGACAGGUGGACAGUGUGAAAGGAGCGUGAACGGGCUGUUCCCGGAGGUUUUACACUGUUUUCAGAUCGGACAGAGCUGGUCAGAACUGUUGCAGCGUCUGCUCCGUAUGAUUCUGUCUGGAGACUCUGUAAAGUUCUGAAAUAGAGAACCGACUCUGUCAGACGGAGGAGAGAUCAUGUCUUUUUCUAGAAAAAACAAAACAAAGAAAGACAGGAAAAAAGACAAAAACGUGUGUUUGUGUAUAUAAUCAAAAGGCAGCUGUUGUGUCCCGCUAGUCUCCGUGGGGGAGGGGGGGGGGGGUUAGUAUUAAAACUAAAAACCAACGCUUAACAACACAUUACUCUGAACGAAAUGUUGCUUCCGGAAAAUAUAACCUGAUCUGUUUUUUAUUUCGUAUUUUGAUAGUUUAUUGUUUUGUCUUUGUUAUACAGCUUUAAAGUGAUAUUAUUGACUGACAGUCCCUUAUUUAAAGUCCUGCUAAUAACUGACUAUAAAUGUCCUCCUGUUGACUGACGGUCCCUUACUGAAACCAGUUCCUUACUGAAACCAGUCCUUGACUGAAAGCCUCAGAGGUGAUGUGGGGCAGCGGUUCGCACCUUAAACUGGUUUCGGAAAUAUCUCACCUUUUCUUUUUCUUGAUUGUUUUCCCUCAAUAAACAAAAAAUGUAUGUUUUCGUCCACCUCUAGACAGACUGCCCCCGACAGGUAGUCCCUCAGAGGUCUAUCACAUUCAUGACCUAUCUCUGAACUGUAAAGGCUCAUUUGUGCUCGGCGUUGAAGCUGGAUGACCACAACAUACCAGGAACUAUUUGAGGACAGAUUUUGUGAGUUUGUAAAAAACUCCCAGAGCCUUUUUCUUUCAGCCUUCAUCACCAUUUUUGUUGUGAGAAACACUUGUCUCGCUGCUGCCCCCUAGUGCAGCGUUUCCUAAAUCUGUGUGGGCCCACUUUUUAAAGAUGGCAAACUAUCGUGACCCAAAGACACAUUUCAAAGUGAUGUUUGGUAAAUGAUCAAAAGAUAUGCACACAUAUGCACAUUCAUCUUAACAAAAAAGCCUCCUGUGACCCAUUUGAGGCCCCGACCCAGUGUGUAAGAAUCACUGCCCUAGUGGCUGGGAUAAAAAUGGCAACAUACGUUUCUCUUUUUGAACAUAAACGCAGCACAAAUGAGCCUUUACCUUUUAUUAACAUAAAUAUUUGUCAAACUGUUGGUUCGACACUGAAACAGAUGUUUGUUUUGUUUGUUUUUGAGGAGAAAUAUGCGACUUUUUUUUUCACGUCUGUUCUUCCAGCGCAGAGAUUCUUCGUACAGGGUCUUCGAUCGAUUUUAAGUCUUUUCUGUUUCCAGAGGAAGUUUUUUAAUGUCGGAACAGAAUCCUCGUUUAUUUUAAACGACUCUUCACUUUAUCUCUUGGUUUAACGUCUGGAACAGUUCACACCUGAAUCUUCUGUCACUCAGACCCUGCAGACGUUCACCUGGAGACACACGUACGCAGAAGUUCACCACGCCCAGGUUUACCAUCACACACAGGAGGUUAGAGGAGAAAUGCAUCAUGGGACACCGCAAAAAAAACAGUGGGGAAACCGUUGUCAUGGUGACGCCAACAUGAUGUUGUGAUGCGUUCACAAAGAGCAACAGAUUGUUUACUGAUUGUUUACUUACAAUAGUAACACGAGUAUAAACAACCCGCGACUCCUCUCCUAGGGCUAAUGCUAAGCUAACUACUGUUACAGUAAAUCUUGUAUCGCUUAAAACAAGAAACAGAUGGAAGAAUGCGCUUCCCUCUAGUGGACGUUUUCACCACAGCAGACACAUAGAAGAACAUGGUCACAUCGUUUAAGACAGAUGUUUCGACGUCAGAAAAAGUCUUGUCAUGUUCCUGAUGUCGCAGUACAACCAUGGUUCUAUAAGAACUGUAUAUACCAGGCUAUGUGAUCAGGAAGUUAGCUUGUGGUUAGUUAAGAUCGCGGCUACGUCGUAGAUCGUAAAUCUGCACUGACGAGUUUGUUUGUCGUGAGAAUUACACGUCGCGCUAGUUUCAUAAAAAAAAUAAAAAAACACUGCAGUAAACAAAUGGAUACAUGAUUUACGUGGCGGCCAUGUCGCGUCCACACUCAUGAACCUGUUUUCAUCAUGGAUUUUAAGACACGCCUCCUUCACUCACCUGAUGAUGUCACAUGGAGACCUGAGGCUCCGCCCUCUGCGUACGUGUGGCUCCGCCUGUUGCCCCUGUGAUCGGACUCGCUCCAUGACUCAGUGACUCAGUGACCAGCCACCAUGUUGCAUGUUCCAGAGUUUAGUGCCUAUAAUCGUGUGCGUCUUGCCGGCAGCCAUGUUGUGUUUUUAGACGUAGUGAUGAUGACGAUGAUGAAGAUGAUGAUGAUGAUGAUGAAUAUUCUGCUCAAUAAUACACUGUCGCUGUAGACGCUACUAGUUUUUACUGUUUCUUAUUUUUCUUUCUAACUAAAGCGUUUGUGUCCCUGA
Solea solea (common sole) is the source of this 6142-nucleotide messenger RNA. It is a transcript of the gene mecp2, whose product is annotated as methyl CpG binding protein 2. The record is from RefSeq and is a predicted model, not a curated record. Gene Ontology annotation, biological process: negative regulation of transcription by RNA polymerase II. Bases 121 to 3624 code for a protein of 1167 amino acids. Gene Ontology annotation, molecular function: double-stranded methylated DNA binding; methyl-CpG binding; chromatin binding. The transcript has 6 exons. Lineage: Eukaryota; Metazoa; Chordata; Actinopteri; Pleuronectiformes; Soleidae. Gene Ontology annotation, cellular component: nucleus; heterochromatin.